This is a messenger RNA of Colletotrichum phormii, 593 nucleotides long. RefSeq lists its product as uncharacterized. NCBI's taxonomy places the organism in Eukaryota, Fungi, Ascomycota, Sordariomycetes, Glomerellales, Glomerellaceae. The annotation marks the transcript as partial. The transcript has a single exon. The record is from RefSeq and is a predicted model, not a curated record.
AUCCAUCCAUCCAUCCAUCCAUGAUCCAAAGCUGCUGCUGCUGCUUGCUUGCUUGCUGCUCGACCCGCAUCAAUGAUGAUGGCACUUGUGUCUGCGGCGUGGUGUCUCGGUACCUGAAUUGCUGGAUUGCUGGUCCGCACACGCUCCCUCUGCCAUCUGGUCUGAGUGCUCUCUCAGACUCUCUCACACCUGUGACCUCGCCUCGGGAACUAUUUCCACAUUCCCAACAAGCUACCGAACCUGCCGAUCAUCUCAAAAAAUUUGAGCCGUGUCUGGUCCUGCCUCUAUCCGUACACACAGACAGUCAAGAGAGACAAGUUCAUGCAAGGACCAAUCACUCAUGUGCCGAAAGUUUUGUAAUUACCCUCAGAAGGAGAGCAAAGGGUUGGGGUACGGGUAAACAACAAGCAGUCAACCACUGCAACUCUUUUUUUGGCUCUUCUGCUUCCCACGCUUUUCGGGUGACAAAUGACGGCAUAUGCGUGGGCAAUCUAUCCGUACCCCCUACUAGCUAACCAAACGUCACGCCAUCUCUCUAUCAUGACAGAAAUCGGACUUUGAGAAGCCGUCAGGUUAUGCUCUCUCUCUCUCUC